Messenger RNA from Abrus precatorius (Indian licorice), 3259 nucleotides. Its product is annotated as probable leucine-rich repeat receptor-like protein kinase At5g49770. NCBI's taxonomy places the organism in Eukaryota, Viridiplantae, Streptophyta, Magnoliopsida, Fabales, Fabaceae. The coding region runs from base 172 to 2973 and encodes 933 amino acids. Gene Ontology annotation, biological process: protein phosphorylation. Gene Ontology annotation, molecular function: ATP binding; protein binding; protein kinase activity. The transcript has 19 exons. The record is from RefSeq and is a predicted model, not a curated record.
GGUGUGACAGAAACAGGAAGAAGAAAAGAAAAACUUCAUGUUGUUUUUGGGUUUAUCAUCAAAUUUCCUAUAAGUGGAUAAGGUGGUGAGUGGAUAAUAUCAAAGAAUUUUGUUAAUCAACAUUACAGUUAAUGAGAGUUGCAUGAUUCUGAGUUAUACUUCAAGUUGAUAAUGGGUGUAAGAACACUAGUACAAUUGGUGCUUUACUUCAAUUACUUGUUGUUUGCAGCAGCACAAGAAGUUACCAAUGAUUUUAUAGUCCUAAAGUCUCUGAGGGAUUCAUGGCCGAACACAAUUCCUCGUUGGGUGGGUUCAGAUUCUUGCAAUGGUUGGGAUGGCAUUAAGUGCAAAAACUCACGUGUAAUUUCCAUAUCAUUACCAGACACUGGUUUGACUGGCCUGCUUUCUGGAGAUAUUGGAUCACUCUCUGAAUUGAAGAUUCUGGAUCUUUCAUACAAUAGAGGCCUAACAGGAUCACUUCCACGAGAAAUUGGAAACUUGAAGAAGCUAUCAAAAUUAAUUCUUGUUGGUUGUGGUUUUACUGGUCGUAUUCCAUAUGAAAUAGGAUUUCUCCAAGAGCUUGUUUUCUUAUCUUUAAACUCCAACAAUUUUGUUGGACCAAUUCCACCUUCUAUUGGGUAUCUGUCAAACCUUACUUGGCUAGAUUUAGCUGACAAUCAGCUUGAUGGAUCCAUCCCAGUAUCUAGUGGCACUAGCCCAGGUCUUGAUAUGUUACUUAAUACACAGCAUUUUCAUCUUGGGAAGAAUAAGUUUUCAGGAGAAAUUCCUCCUCAACUUUUUAGCUCGAAAAUGACACUGAUACAUGUGAUUUUUGAGAGCAAUCAACUAGUUGGUGGUAUUCCAGAAACACUUGGACUUGUUAAGAGUCUGAUGGUGGUGCGCUUUGAAAAUAAUUCAUUGGAUGGAUAUGUACCUCAGAACUUCAACAACCUUACACUUGUUACCGACCUGUUGUUGUCCAACAAUAAGCUGCGUGGUCCCCUGCCAAACCUUAAUGGCAUGAACUCCCUAAAAUACUUGGAUUUGAGCAACAAUAGCUUUGAUGAGUCAGAAUUUCCACCGUGGCUUUCAAAUGUGAAGAAUUUAACAACACUACAAAUGGAGAAUGUGAACCUUUUUGGGAAAAUUCCUGUUCCUUUAUUCAGCCUUGCCUAUUUACAAAAUGUUGUGCUAAGAAACAACAACUUCAAUGGAACCUUGGAUAUUGGAACCAACUACAGCAAACAGUUGAAACUAAUUGAUAUGAAGUCAAACUCAAUUCAAGACUUUAUACAACGAAAUGAACUCCCGAAUAUCACGAUAAUACUUGUGUCCAACCCGAUUUGUACUGAAACAGAAGCUGAAGGGAGUUACUGCACCAUGCACAAUAUCUUAGAUAAAAAACUACAAGAUCAGAUUCUCAGUCCCAAGUGCAUAUGUGGAUAUCCAUAUACAGGAAAUUUAAAUUUUAGAGCACCUUCAUAUUUUGAAUGGAGAAAUAAAACACCCCAAGAGGAAGCCAUUUUGCUUGCUUUUCAACUUUAUCACCUACCUGUGGAUUCAGUUUCUUUGAUUUCGACUAAAGAUCCAUUUCAUUAUUUUGAGUUUACAAUAUAUAUUUUCCCAUCAGGCCAAUAUCACUUCACCCCGCAAGACAUUUCUAGUAUAAGCUCUUUGCUUGGCAACCUAAGUGCUAAUAAUCCAUAUAAUUUUGUUGCUGGAAACCAAGGUCAAGGACCUAAAGAGUCGAGUUACUCAUCAAACACUGAUAUAAUUAUUGGAGCAGCAAUUGGUGGUUCUUUUAUCCUGCUUGUAUUGUUAGUCCUUGCAAGUGUUUAUGCUUUUCGCCAGAAGAAAAGGGCAGAAAGAGCAAUUUCUAGAAGCAAUCCAUUUGGACGCUGGGAUCCAAAUAAAAGCAACUGUGACAUUCCUCAGUUAAAAGCAGCUAAGCAGUUCUCUUUUAAAGAAAUUAAGAAAUACACAAACAACUUUUCACAAGCCAAUGGUAUUGGAUCAGGGGGUUAUGGAAAGGUUUAUCAGGGAACUCUUCCCAAUGGGCAACUGAUAGCCAUAAAACGAGCUCAAAAGGAAUCAAAGCAGGGAGUGCUAGAAUUCAAAGCUGAGAUUGAACUACUUUCAAGGGUUCACCACAAGAAUCUUGUUAGCCUUGUGGGAUUCUGCUUUGAACGAGAAGAACAAAUGCUGGUUUAUGAGUUUGUUCCAAAUGGAACUUUGAAGGAUGCUAUCUCAGGGAAAUCUGGCAUUGUAUUGAUCUGGAGUAGAAGGCUGAAGGUAGCCCUUGGUACUGCCCGGGGUUUGGCUUAUCUUCAUGAACAUGCUGAUCCACCUAUUAUACACAGGGACAUCAAAUCCAACAACAUUUUGCUGGAUGAGAACUAUAAUGCAAAAGUUGCUGAUUUUGGCCUCUCCAAGUCAAUCUUAGAUGAUGAAAAAGAUCAUGUUACCACUCAAGUUAAAGGAACAAUGGGCUACUUGGAUCCAGAUUAUUAUACUAGUCAGAAGUUGACUGAAAAGAGUGAUGUCUAUAGUUUUGGAGUGCUAAUGCUGGAGCUGAUAACUGCAAGAAAGCCAAUAGAACGAGGGAAAUACAUUGUAAAAGUGGUCAGGAAUUCAAUUGAUAAGACAAAAGACUGGUAUGGUCUUCACGAAAUUAUUGAUCCAGCCAUCUGGUCAGGAUCAACAGUAAAGGGUUUUGAGAAGUUUGUGGACCUUGCAAUGGAGUGUGUUAAAGAGUCAGGAACUGACAGGCCCACAAUGAGUGAUGUGGUUAAAGAAAUUGAAGGCAUGUUGCAAUCUGUUGGCUUGAACCUAACAUCUGAAUCAAUAGCAUCCACUUCAUCUAGUUAUAGAUAUUAUGAGAUAAGUAUGAGUUCUCAUCAGGACAAUCCUUACAGCAAUGAGUCCUUUGGUUCAAGUGAAGAACAUUUGCAUCCAAAAAAUGAGCCUACUUAAUAAGCUAGUCUUUUUCUGAAGUUAAAGUCAAGAGAAGCUUAUUCAUAAGUAUUUCUUGGCCGAAUCACAGAAAAGUGGAAAUUUCGGGUCUUAAGAGGAAAAAUAGUUGUUAACUCGAGUAUAACAUGGUCCACAUUUCCUUGACUGUUAUUUAUUUUCCUUCUUUCUCUGCCUGUAAAGUUGUGAAUGUUUAAUGAAUAUAGGUUUUGAUAUGGAACAUAUAGAACAUAAACGGUUAUGUUUCUUAUGACAUGAUUUCUCACUUUAUGAAUGAGUUCAAUGAUAU